Molecule: messenger RNA, 4553 nt
Organism: Harmonia axyridis
Lineage: Eukaryota; Metazoa; Arthropoda; Insecta; Coleoptera; Coccinellidae
Product: transmembrane channel-like protein
Exons: 12
Coding region: 134-4387 (1417 amino acids)
Cellular component (GO): plasma membrane
Molecular function (GO): mechanosensitive monoatomic ion channel activity
Source: RefSeq, a predicted model, not a curated record
CCCAGUUAUCGCGUGAACAUUACCUUCUAGCCCGUAACUCUGGAAUCAAACUGGAAUUCUUCAUUCAAACCCAGCAAAUAUACAUGUUCAUCAUAACCGACUCUGAACUCAUACACAUAUUAGUCAGUUUUGAAUGCAUAAAGUGAUUUUUUUAAUUCGGGAAUCAAGUUUGGCCAUGGCAGAAUCAACGAGACCUUCGACUUCAAGGCUGAAUGUGGAUAGAGUGUCGGUAACUUUUGCCGAUGACGUCGAGGGGGUAAUAUCCAGAAAAAACUCAGCGAGGGUGUCGAUAAUGGAGAAUAUACAGUUGCCAAAUGAGACAGCAACUGUACAAGACUCCGAUGAAGAAGAUUACUCAGCAAGUGUGAAUGCUAUAAUACAAAGAAGAGCCUCUACUAGACGUUCCAAGAAAAGAAGAGAUAGUAGAAGAGCGAGUUCGCCAUACACACCAGAUGUAUUACCUUCAAGUGGAAAUGAGAGAAGAAGAUCAUCAGUUUUUACCACCAGUUCAGGAGACACGGCAAUAACCGUUGAAGAUACGGCACAAAUAACAACUCAAGACCAAAUUUUCGAGAAUAUCAAAAUUCAUAAAGAAGUGUUGCAAUAUGUUAAAAUGCAACCUUGGGAUAUGAGAAAGAAACUGAAGUUGGUGAUUCAAGCAAAGGCUUACAUUAAAAAACAUGAAGGUGCUCUUCAAGAAAGACUGGCACAUAGUGGUUCAACAAAGGACAGGUUAGCAAGGUUCUACAUUUAUUUCUUGAAGAACUGGCAAAAAUUUCGUAGAGAAGUUAGCAACAGAUCUACUUGGUUCAUCCCAUGGGAACAGAAAAUCAAAGAGAUUGAAUCACAUUUUGGGUCUGUUGUUGCCUCCUAUUUCUUAUUUUUGAGAUGGUUAUUUUGGGUGAACAUUGUAAUCGCAGGAAUUUUACUGUGUUUUGUGACAGUUCCGGAGCUGAUCACAGCAAAUCCAAAGGAGGCAGGAGAUAGGAAAGUUAUUUUACCAGAAGAAAAAUAUUCUUCCACGAACUUCCUCACUUUAUGGGAUUUCAAAGGUUAUUUUGAAAUAUCACCUCUAUUCUACGGAUGGUAUACUAACAGUGAUAAUAAUAAGAAAGGAUACAGACUCCCCCUGGCGUAUUUUAUAACUGGUUUGGUCGUUUAUGCUUACAGCUUUUUGGCCACUCUGAGAAAAAUGGCUAAAAAUUCGAGAAUGUCCAAACUAUCGGAAAAAGACGAUGAGUGCAUUUUCUCUUGGAAAUUAUUUACUGCUUGGGAUUAUAUGAUUGGCAACUCUGAAGCUGCUCACAAUAGGGUUGCCUCAAUAGUUAUGGGUUUCAAAGAGGCACUUCUAGAGGAGGCUGAGAAAAAGAGAGAAGUAAGAAACUGGAAAAUAACGACAGCAAGAGUUUUCGUGAAUAUAGUCAUUCUUGGUUUAUUCACUUGCUCUGCUGGAAGUGUUGUAUAUCUUGUGAAACGUUCAACCGAAACAGAAGGCCAAACAACGUUCUGGCGGAGAAAUGAAUUGACCAUCGUUAUGAGUCUUAUAUCACUAAUAUUUCCUAUGCUGUUUGAUGCAAUGGGGUAUUUCGAAAGUUAUCAUCCAAGAAAACAAUUGAGGAUUCAGUUAGCAAGAAUUAUGCUUCUGAAUCUACUUAAUUUGUACUCUUUGAUAAUUUCACAGUUCGACAAAAUUCAUGGAAUGAGUGAUGAUAUGAAUGAUUAUUUCAACAAUCUUACAUCACACAAGAGUUUGGAUUCCCUAGAUGAUCCUUUCGAAAGACCCUUCAAUAUUCCAAUUGACAAAGAUGUGGUCUAUUGUUUCCGAAAAUGCUAUCGGAAUACGACAAAAGCUAGUAAACCACUACUAAUAGCAUCACUCAUUUUGAAUUCCUCUAUUAUUAGUCAAGACAACUUCUCCAAUACCAUUACCUUCAACAGACCUACAGCUAUUUUCUAUAACUCAACGAUGCAGAAAAUCAACUCUUCAUCGCUUCUUGAAUACAAUUCUAAUGACGACUAUCCAAAUUAUAAUGAAUAUUUUGCUCAAGAUGGAGAAACUGAAUCAUCUUCCAAUGUUUCAUUCGCCACCAAUCCAACACCAACUGAAGUAUUUAAUGAUACCAUAUCAUCAUCCGAAUACUACAACGAAAUCAACAGUUCCAUUUUAUCAUCAACAAUUGAAUUAGAUUUAACUUCUUCUUAUACCGAAGAGAACAAAACAAGUUUGUCCAAAUAUCCCAUUGAAAUAGAUGAGGACGAUAACAGAGACAAAUAUACAGACCAUCUCACCUAUGUUUUAUCUAGUUUAGAUGCUAAUAACACCGAUUUAUAUUUCGAAAAUAACUCAAUUCAGAUGUCUACAGAACCUACUCCUAUUUCUACAACUUUUGAUACUAGCUCUAGUCUUGAAUCUGAGGAAAUGGAAGCUUCUUCAGCAUUUUCUGUUGAAUCAAGUUCUGCAUUCGAUGAGUUUACUACAGAAAUGAGUACAGAAGAAACUGUGGAACAUACUUCUACAUUCAAUGAAAUUACUGAGGAUGAAAAUGAAAUAAUAUCAACAUCUACAACUACUGUUUCAAAUCCAGUUGAACCAUCGAGGAAUAUUGAAACACAGGAAAAGACCUGUGACGUUCCAUCUGAAGAUACCGAAGAUUCUCAACUUUGUGAAUGGGUUUGCGAAGAAGAAAAGCCAAUCAACAUGACCGAAGUGGGUUAUCUCAUACGUAAAAUGAACAAUACUGACAGGAAGAAACUACGUGCCUUAUGCUGGGAAACUAUGUUUGGUCAAGAUUUGAUCAAACUGACGGUGAUGGAUCUCAUAAUGACAUUUUUGUCCACAAUGGCCGUAGACUUCUUCCGAGCUAUUUUUGUAAGGGUAAUGAACAACUGUUGGUGUUGGGACUUGGAGAAAGUAUUCCCAAAAUACAGCGACUUCAAAGUGGCCGAAAAUAUUCUACAUCUCGUUAAUAAUCAAGGCAUGAUUUGGAUGGGGCUGUUUUUCUCCCCAGGUUUGGCAGUGGUGAAUGUAGUGAAGUUAUUUGUUCUAAUGUACUUGAGAGCAUGGACAGUUCUUACUUGCAACGUGCCACCAGAAGUGAUCUUCAGGGCUUCCAAGUCUAACAAUUUCUAUUACGCCCUCUUGCUAAUGAUGCUUUUCUUGUGUGUGCUUCCAGUAGGCUACGCAAUGGUUGUAAUAGAACCAUCUUGGUAUUGCGGUCCAUUCUCUGGAUACAAAAGAAUGUACACUAUACUUACUGAUACUAUAACGAAGAUAACACCGCGAUCUUUUGAUCAUGCUCUGCAGUAUGCUGCUUCACCAGGGAGCAUUAUUCCACUUCUUGUUCUUCUAAUUUUGAUCAUUUACUAUCUGACAUCACUGGCAAGUUCUCUCAGAGAGGCAAAUGCGGAGUUGAAGCUCCAACUGAGGAGGGAAAGGACUGAAGAAAGAAGAAAAGUUUUUCAGUUAGUAGAUAAAAGAAGGCGGGUAGGAUCUGCAGGUUCAGAUCCAAAUAACCCUUUCAAUAAAUGGAAAAAACUAUUGAGCACAUUUCCUGCUGGCAAGAGUGUUGAAGAUACAGCAAGAUUGGAAUCUUUCGAUCAGUCUCUACAGAGUGAGAGUGUCAAAGAAGGAAAAGAUUUCUUCACAAAGCUCAUCAAAAAAGCCUUAGGAAAAUCCCCGGAUUCAGAUAAUAACAACUGCAAUAUAGAUGACGCUUCAGAUUUAGACCAACAAGAUUCCUUGCCACAUGACGUCAGUAAAAAUCUCGACGAGAACGAAGCUACAAUCCCAAAACGAAGAACUAGCUCUUCCACAUCGAGAAAUUUACGCCAAAUUGUUGCUAUAUUAACAUCUAAUAAAGAAGAGGAAAAGGAUGAAACGAAAGUGAAUGAAGGACCCGUUGAUCAGAAUAAAUCGAAAGAAACUGGAAAAGACAUUUCGAAUAGACAAGAAUCAGUUUCGUCAAACUGGUCGGAUAAUAUUCCUGUUAUUACCAUCAGUAAUAUAGAACGUGUAGACAGAGUGGGGCAGCAUAUUACAUCUUUUGUUGGUAAUGAGAAAGCAAAAAACUCCCCGACCUUAUCAGGAAAAGAAAAGUUCAAACCUAAAGUUAAGUAUGCAUUGAAGAAACAGAGCACCGAGAUAGACGAAGAAUCCAUACGUCAUUUCCAUAAGGACAUCAUGAAACAGAGAUCUCAAACACUAGUACAUGAUACUCAUCGAGAUGACAGUACUGAUUCCUCAGAAAAGGCGAAAAAUGGAAGUGAAAAGGCUCAGAAAUUAGAUAAAAGCAAAUCUCCAGCCACUAACGAUGAAACCAGAGUUACUUUCCGAAACAUAGAUUCGGACAAUUAUAGUUUAGAUCGUAAAGACUCUGUUUUUUAUUGAAGAUUAUAGUUAUAACUGAUGUGAAUUAAUUUCUUUUAUUGUUCAUAUAUUCAAUCUUCAUAAGCUAUCUAUUUCAAAUGACAACAGUUUCGAAAUGCAAUAAUAAUAUCAAAACCAUUGUAUUCGGUAUGAAUGCUAUCGAGUUAAAUAAUAAAAAAAAAAAAAU